Molecule: messenger RNA, 4871 nt
Organism: Eublepharis macularius
Lineage: Eukaryota; Metazoa; Chordata; Lepidosauria; Squamata; Eublepharidae
Gene: WWP1
Product: WW domain containing E3 ubiquitin protein ligase 1
Exons: 24
Coding region: 232-2982 (916 amino acids)
Biological process (GO): ubiquitin-dependent protein catabolic process
Molecular function (GO): protein binding; ubiquitin protein ligase activity
Source: RefSeq, a predicted model, not a curated record
GCGCGCCGCCAGUGGCGGGCGGGAGAGGAGGCGAGCGAGAGCCUCCGCCGCUACCGCCGCCGCCGUGAGAUGGCAUCAUUCUGCGCUGUGGCGGCGGUGGGGAGCGGCGCCGAGGGUUGAGAGGGGACCCUCCGCCACAACCAAAGGUGGGGGGAAAGCGGCGGCAGGAGCACGGCCGCCGCCCCCCAACCAGCCGGGCUCAGAGCCACGGCUGAAGUUGCUGCCACUGACAUGGCUACAGCCUCCCCAAGAUCUGGAAUCAGUAAUAAUUGUAAUGGAAGACUACAGUUGCAAGUAAUUAUUUCUAGUGCCAAACUGAAAAGAAAAAAGAACUGGUUUGGUGGAACUGCCAUCUAUACAGAACUAGUAGCAGAUAGUGAAGUUAAGAAAACAUCUAAAUCUAACAGUUCGUCAAAUCCAAAAUGGGAGGAACAGUUGACUGUGAAUGUGACUCCACAAACCACUUUGGAAUUUAGAGUGUGGAGCCAUCAUACUUUAAAAGCUGAUGCUUUAUUAGGAAAAGCCACUGUAGAUCUUAAACAAACUUUGGAAAUACAUAAUAGAAGAUUAGAAAAUAUCAAAGAACAAUUGAAACUCUCAUUGGAAAAUAAGAGUGGCUUGGUACAAACAGGGGAACUGAUAAUUGUGCUUGAUGGUUUGGUACUUGACUCAGAAUCACUUACAAACUGCAGUUCGCUAACCAUAGAAGUCCAGCAAAAUGGUGAUGCUUUACAUGAAAACAGAGAAGCAUCUGCAAGAAUCACUUCCAGAGUAGACAAUCAACCAUCAAGUUCUAUAGUACAGAACUCAUUCCCUAUACAUGCAGUUAAUGGAGACAGUGGAGACAGCACACCAUCUCCUUCUCAUAUUGCAGCCAGACCCAAAAAUUCAUCAUCACCAAAACCAAUUACAACUCAGCCUGGCAACAACAUUGUCAACUGCGAGGUAGCCAUGAUGGAAGCUGAUAAUUGUUCAGCCUCUGAAACUUUUAUGGAUUCUGCAGAAGUACCAUCGUCUACAUCUGCAGAUUGCACUACCAUUACUACAGAACCUCCUUCAGCAACAGAAACUACUAAUACCUCUGAAAGCAGCACAUCUACAACUGCCCCUAAUGUUUCUGCUGGAACUGAAACUGUUGCUCCCACAGACCUUGCAUCUUCAAGUCAGAGAAACAACACAGUUGCAGAAGCAGCCAAACCAAGGGAGUCUUCAAAUGUAUCUGGGGAAGCUGUAAGGCAACAGCCUGCUAACAACAGCAUAGAACCUUUGCCUCCAGGAUGGGAACAGAGGAAGGAUCCUCAUGGUAGAACCUAUUACGUUGAUCACAAUACAAGAACUACGACUUGGGAACGGCCACAGCCUUUGCCGCCAGGGUGGGAAAGGAGGGUUGAUGAUCGUGGAAGAGUUUACUAUGUGGACCAUAACACACGAACAACAACAUGGCAGCGACCAACAAUGGAAUCAGUCAGGAACUUUGAACAAUGGCAGUCUCAGCGCAAUCAACUUCAGGGAGCUAUGCAACAGUUUAACCAGCGAUACCUCUAUUCGGCCUCAAUGUUGAGUGCAGAAAAUGAUCCUCUUGGUCCUUUACCACCAGGCUGGGAAAGGAGAGUAGAUUCAAAUGAUAGAGUAUAUUUUGUGAAUCACAACACAAAAACAACACAGUGGGAAGACCCCCGGACACAAGGCUUACAAAAUGAGGACCCACUUCCUGAAGGCUGGGAAAUUAGAUACACCAGAGAAGGUGUUAGAUAUUUUGUUGAUCAUAACACGCGGACAACUACCUUCAAUGAUCCUCGUACUGGUAAAUCCACUGUAAAUAAAGGGCCACAAAUUGCAUACGAACGCAGUUUUAGGUGGAAGCUAGCUCAUUUCCGUUACCUGUGUCAGUCAAAUGCUCUGCCAAGCCACGUGAAGAUCAAUGUAUCCAGACAAACGCUGUUUGAAGAUUCCUUCCAACAGAUCAUGGCCUUAAAACCCUAUGACUUAAGGAGACGACUGUAUGUGAUAUUCAGAGGAGAAGAAGGAUUGGAUUAUGGUGGUUUAGCCAGAGAAUGGUUCUUCUUGCUUUCCCAUGAAGUAUUGAACCCUAUGUACUGCCUGUUUGAAUAUGCUGGAAAGAGCAACUACUGUCUACAGAUAAAUCCAGCAUCAACAAUCAAUCCUGAUCAUCUUUCGUAUUUCUGUUUCAUUGGGCGGUUUAUUGCCAUGGCAUUGUUUCAUGGCAAAUUCAUUGACACUGGUUUUUCCCUGCCAUUCUACAAGCGCAUGCUAAAUAAGAAACUCACAAUAAAGGAUUUGGAAUCUAUUGAUACUGAAUUUUAUAAUUCCCUAAUUUGGAUAAGGGACAACAACAUUGAAGAAUGUAAUUUAGAAAUGUACUUCUGUGUAGACAUGGAACUUCUAGGGAAAGUUACUUCGCAUGAGCUGAAAUCAGGAGGUUCAAACUUGCUUGUAACCGAAGAGAAUAAAGAAGAAUAUAUUGGUUUAAUGGCAGAGUGGCGGUUUUCACGAGGAGUACGAGAACAAACCAAAGCUUUCCUUGAUGGAUUUAAUGAAGUUGUCCCUCUUCAGUGGCUGCAGUAUUUUGAUGAAAAGGAACUGGAGGUUAUGCUCUGUGGCAUGCAGGAGGUUGAUUUGGCAGACUGGCAGAGGAACACUGUUUAUCGUCACUAUACAAGAAAUAGCAAGCAAAUAAUAUGGUUCUGGCAGUUUAUAAAAGAAGCUGACAAUGAAGUUCGUAUGCGACUGAUGCAGUUUGUCACUGGUACUUGCCGAUUACCACUGGGAGGAUUUGCAGAGCUCAUGGGAAGUAAUGGUCCUCAGAAAUUCUGCAUUGAAAAGGUUGGCAAGGAAACAUGGUUACCAAGAAGUCAUACCUGUUUUAAUCGUUUAGAUCUUCCACCAUACAAAAGCUAUGAACAGUUAAAAGAGAAGCUGCUUUUUGCAAUUGAGGAGACAGAAGGAUUUGGACAAGAAUAAAAAGCAAAUUAUAUUCAAGUUGUUCUUUAACAGACAAACUGGAGCAACUAAAUUGCACAGCUAGUUGUAUAUAAGCUGUUUCUUCUGUACAGUGAUUUUUUGAACUCUUAAAAAGUUCUCUGUUCUUCCACAAAGAUAUGCAAAACAGUUCAACCUUCUCUACUUUAUUUAUUUCCCCCUCAGAGACUGACCAGAAUAAAAUUGAAGCAGAAAAAGACUUUAUUUAAAAUGUGUAUAAAGAAAUACACAUUAAUAAGCUCUAGUUUUAUAGAGCUUUAAAUUUGCAUUGCAGCCAUUCAGAAGAGUCAGGAGGUUCUUGGCUUUAUACAGAAUAUGUUCAGACUGCUCUGUGUUCUCACUUAUGCAACAUCUCCAAGAUUAUUUCUAUUGCAUGGCUGUUAUAAAGGUGUUAAAGGCUUAGGCCAAACGUAUCCUCACUAUGUAGAAAAUGCUGCUGGCUUUUUGAAAUGAUGGAAUAUAAUAUUCUGUCAGCUUAAUUUUAAAGAACUGUAAUAGUUGAUAACCCUUUCUGCUACAUCAGUGUAGCCAAGGUCAUGAGUAAAGCCUUUAUUACUUGCACAAGAGUAAUGUACAAUAAGAUGAAUGUGAUUAAUGUUAAGACAUUGGUGCCACUGUUCUGACUUACUGUAGAGGCUGAACAGACUCAUUAAGCAGCAUUGAAAAUUGUUUACAUAUUACCUUGGGUUAUUUCCAGGAGGACAGUAGGUAAUCUUCAAGGAAAAAAAUAAUAAAAGAUUCUUACAUAUUCUCUUCUGGUCUGAUAUCUUACAAGCUUUUUAAAAAGAUAUGGAUGAUAUACUUCAGUUUCAUAGGAUAAAUUAAUGUUUGCGAUUUAGGAGGAUAUGAAAGGUAAUGUGAAUGGCUCUGCUCAUUUUUGGUAAUGAAUCCAAAUGGAAAUACAGUUACAUAAGCUUUGCACAAUUGAACUAAUUUUGUGUUCAUUUUUAAGUUGAAAAAAAUCACGUUCCUAAUUAAGCAUCUCUAAAUCCUUUUAUUUCAUUUAGGACAAGGCUUAUUUGUCAUAAGUGCACAAUAUAAGUGUGUGUAUGUGUAUGCUCUCUCUCACACACACAUUUAAAUUGUUUUAUCAGUAUUGAGGGCAUUUGCUAAAUUGCAAAGGAUAUGUAAUAAAUUCUAAAACAUACUGAUGUGAAUUAUUAAAUGCUACUUUUAGCAAAUUGUGCUUCCUUAUUAUAGAGUAUCAUUUUAAAAAUUACCAUUUGUAUCAUGCUUUCAAUACUCACUGUAAAUUCCAUUAAAUUUAACUUAUACAGUUUUGUACACACAUGAAAACAGAUUUCCUACAAGUAACAUUUCUGUAACAUAUCAAACUGUAAAUGCAGUAAGACACUGCUAUAUUUGCUUUCAUUUUCGCAGUAUAGCAGUUGAAUUCUGCCAAAAUCUUAUUUUUCUACAUAAUGCUACACUUUGUUAUUCAUGGAUAUUAACCUGUGAAUGCUUGGUAAAAGCACUGAAUUGGUUAACAGACCUCCAGUCUAUUUUGUUAGUUACCCUAUACAUAUUAAGGUGGUUUUAAUAUUAGGUUGCCCUCCCACAAUACACAUCAGAAAUUUCAAUAAAUUGUUUUCCAUAAAUAUGCAUAAAAGUAAUGAAGUUUGGAAUUUAUCUGAAUUAUUUAUCUAAAGUUUGGAAUUUACCUGAAUUAUUUGUGAUAUCUUAUAUGGAAGAGAGCUUUAAAGUGUCAAUGAAGGAAAAAAUGUGGUAUGCCUGAAUAAUAAUUAAGAAUGGAGGACUAAAUUCAGUACAACAAACACUUGAUUAAUUUGCACUAAUGGAUGAUGGGGAGAACCAUUAUAACAACUAAUCUUGUAAAUUGGUAAUUAACAAAAUAAAAGACAAAGACAGUG